UCGUCAACCUUGUGUAUAUUUCUGUAUCCAAUUCCUUUGCAGCGCUCUAGUUUUAGAAUUGCUGAUCAUCAUUCUCUCACGUAUCACUCUGCAAACGGACAGGACAUACCUCUUUCACUUCUCCCCGCCACCCCAAACAAUGCCCUCGAAACGUCCUCGCAAACCUCUCUUCUACAUCCACCUCGUUACCCAUUGGAAAAAACCAACCCCAAAACUUAAGCCAAAGCAUAGUUGCCCACCAGCCUACAACACCUACAUUUGCGAGCCUAGCACCUCGCACUGUCACUCCCACUCUCACCUCACAAAAACAUCUCACCACACCACCAUGAGCUCCACAACCCCACCCUCCUUCAUCGACGACGCCAUCUCGCUAACCAACCGCCUACCCCGGGGCCUGGGUCCACAUCAAGUAGCGCAAUGGCUCUUACGGCACGGAUCCGACACGUCGGCGUACACGGGCAGCUUCAUCGACGACAAUGCGGACAGCGUGUUACGCGACAUCGGUGUAUCAUCCCACCACGCGCGCGACAGAAAAAAAGAGAAGAAGAAGCACAGCAAAGAGCAAGUGUGGAACGAGUAUGUGCGGAAAGCGGUGAGCGGAGAUGUGCAGCGGCAUAUAGACAAGAUACGGGGGCUGCGUGGGUGUGUGCGGGUGCAGAAGAUUGGGGGUGGUGGCGUGGGGGAAAGCGAGAAGAAGAAAGAGAAGGUGUGCGUACCGUUGCCGCGGGAGUGGGGGACGUUUGUUAUCAGGGAGAAGGAUGGGCGAGUUGUGGUUGUGGAUGAGGAGGGGGAGUUCGAUUCUGGGGCGCAGCAGCAGCAGCCAAGGUGGGCUUGGAUUAAGGCAUCUGAGGCUGAGUCUGUGAGAGGGGAUGGGGAGCAGCUGAGACUGGAGCAGCAUAUGGGUUCAGGCCGGUCCGAGGGGAGUGCUAAAACGGCGAGGAGGAGGCAUAAGAAAUUUGGACGGUGCAGUAACCAGGGCCUGCCAACAAAAGUACUCGCGCCUAUCCCAGAAUUUGAGUGCGAGAGUGGAUGCCUGUCUUCUGGAAGCGAGACCACCAGGUCACCGGCAGAAUUCAUGAUGAGUGGUACAAAUGCAUGGUCACCACACACUCAGCCUUCAGCUGUGUCUACAGUUGACUCAGCAAGCGAGAGCUGGGACUACAGGAGCUCAAAAUCGGUAGCCGAGAUGGUGAGAAAGGGGUACAGGCACGUCAAGCCAGUUUCUAGGGAGAGUAGGCGCGCUGGAGACGCGUGGGAAGUGGAUGGUCCGGAUCAUUGGUACCAGAAUAAUGGGUCGACCUCGAGCAAGAGCAAAAAGUCGACCAAGAGUUGCUCGACAUACAAGGCGCCGGCCGUGGAAGAUGCAUCCAGUACCUCGUUGGGAGGUGAUGCCAGGAAUUUGCCUCACCCAUAUACUUGGGCAACCAGUCCAUCCAACAGCGUAGGCAACUGGAGUCGCAGACGAAAGGCAGCAGACAAUCCUGCAUGGACGGGUACCCAAGCUUAUCCCUCACAGCAACACGUCCUGAACAAUACACCUACGACACACUCGUCAAGCGAAGUAACAUGGGACGGGUUCGAGCGCGACAAGACACUAAGUGACGUCAGCAUUGCAGGCUCCAGCAGCACACACGGGUGCCCUAGUAAUAAGAGCAUGCAAAGCAAUCAUCAUGACACAGGUCGGCGAAGCACGUCUCGCGAGCAAAGACGCGCUGAUAAUCAGCAUGGCUGGGAGGCGCACGGAAGUAGCAGAAGAGGCACUGUCAGAUACGGGAAUGGCUUCGAUGAGGACAACGCGACGUAUCUAAAUGCGAAUUGGGGCGGGACACCGGUACGCGUGACUAAGUACUAGUCUUGUCGGUCUUCCGAGGCUGAAAAAAAGUAUAUCGGACUUUUUUAUGUGGGGUUCGGCGAUUGGCGUGGGUGCUUGGACUAGUACUAGAACCACGAAAGCGCGACUGAUGACGGACCGUGUUGAAGAAACGAGACCUGGGGAUUUUUAGUGGGGACUAGGAUGAAUUGAUGGAAAAUGGAUUUUUUUCUCCC
This is a messenger RNA of Bipolaris sorokiniana ND90Pr, 2046 nucleotides long. RefSeq lists its product as uncharacterized. Lineage: Eukaryota; Fungi; Ascomycota; Dothideomycetes; Pleosporales; Pleosporaceae. The record is from RefSeq and is a predicted model, not a curated record. Bases 140 to 1852 code for a protein of 570 amino acids. The transcript has a single exon.